Brassica oleracea var. oleracea is the source of this 1472-nucleotide messenger RNA. RefSeq names its product cleavage stimulation factor subunit 50. The record is from RefSeq and is a predicted model, not a curated record. Lineage: Eukaryota; Viridiplantae; Streptophyta; Magnoliopsida; Brassicales; Brassicaceae. Gene Ontology annotation, cellular component: mRNA cleavage stimulating factor complex. Gene Ontology annotation, molecular function: protein binding; RNA binding. Gene Ontology annotation, biological process: mRNA 3'-end processing. The coding region runs from base 57 to 1349 and encodes 430 amino acids. The transcript is spliced from 13 exons.
GAAGCUCAGAGCUACUCUGGUUUCGAGCUUGAGAAAGAAUUUUAAAGGGUUAAAAGAUGGAGAAUAGUGGCAGUUUAGAGCAAGCUCUGCAAGAGGGAAACAUCUUGAGGCAACUCAAUGCCCUCAUCGUGGCUCAUCUCCGUCACCAUAAUCUCUCACAGGUUGCAAGUGAUGUUGCUUCAGCCACCAUGACACCAUUGAAUGUUGAGGUUUCUCCAACCCGUCUUCUGGAGCUUGUUGCAAAGGGUCUUGCAGCGGAGAACAACGGGUCACUGAGAGGUGUUUCUUCAUCAGUCUUGUUACCCACUUCUUAUGGAUCAGUCACUAAUCCUCGCACAGCUUCUAUUGACUUCAGUGCUACUCAUGUAAAGGGCUCUUCAAAAACUCUCCCAAAGCAUGAAUCAAAGCAGCUAUCAGAGCACAAGAGCGUCGUCAGGUGUGCAAGAUUUAGUUCUGAUGGAAUGUUUUUUGCAACCGGCGGUGCAGACACAUCUAUUAAGCUCUUUGAGGUGCCAAAAGUAAAGCAGAUGCUUUCAGGAGAUACUCAAGCUCGACCAUUAAUACGAAGUUUUUAUGAUCAUGCUGAACCAAUAAACGAUCUUGAUUUCCACGCUCGGAGCACAAUCCUAGUAUCCAGUGCCAAAGACAACUGUAUAAAGUUCUUCGACUUCUCUAAAACAACAGCUAAACGAGCAUUUAAAGUUUUUCAGGAUACACAUAACGUGCGCUCUGUGUCUUUCCAUCCUUCUGGAGAGUUUCUUCUUGCAGGAACUGAUCAUGCGGUUCCACAUCUGUACGAUGUAAACACUUAUCAAUGCUUCCUUCCUUCAACUUUCCCAGACAGUGGAGUAAAUGGAGCCAUUAAUCAGGUGCGGUAUUCUUCAACUGGAUCCGUCUACGUUACAGCCUCAAAGGAUGGAUCUAUUCGACUCUUUGAUGGGGUAAGCGCAAAGUGUGUACGCUCCAUUAGCAGUGCACAUGGAAAAUCAGAGGUCACUAGUGCUGUAUUCACCAGAGAUCAAAGGUUUGUUCUCUCGUCUGGUAAGGAUUCUACGGUUAAGCUAUGGGAAAUAGCUUCUGGUCGAAUGGUCAAGGAGUACCUCGGAGCAAAGAGGUUAAAACUGCGGUCUCAGGCAAUCUUUAAUGACACGGAAGAGUUUGUAAUCUCCAUAGAUGAAGGAAACAAUGAGGUCGUUACGUGGGAUGCGAGAACAGCAGAGAAAGUGGCAAAGUGGCCUUCAAACCAUAACGGUGUACCGCGGUGGGUCGAGCACUCACCGGUUGAAUCAGUCUUUGUUACUUGUGGAACCACAGAUAGAUCAGUUCGGUUCUGGAAGGAAUCCGUGUAGAAGAUACUUUUAAUCAACCAAACAAAUGUUUUCAUAUCUUGAAAACAUAAAUGUUACAUGAAGAUACAAAACAACAUAAUUUAUGGAGAUAUAUGUGUCCUUAUGAGGAUAUUAUUUUAGAGA